Messenger RNA from Paralichthys olivaceus (Japanese flounder), 3280 nucleotides. It is a transcript of the gene slc46a1, whose product is annotated as solute carrier family 46 member 1. NCBI's taxonomy places the organism in Eukaryota, Metazoa, Chordata, Actinopteri, Pleuronectiformes, Paralichthyidae. Gene Ontology annotation, molecular function: transmembrane transporter activity. Gene Ontology annotation, cellular component: plasma membrane. Gene Ontology annotation, biological process: transmembrane transport. The record is from RefSeq and is a predicted model, not a curated record.
AGUUCACAGUUCAUGUUUACAGUUCCUCCGACAUGGAGGAGUCGGACACCGCAGCCAUUCUUCCCGCUGAUGUGCUCAAUGCUACAUCCGCAGAGGAAGACCCAACUUCGGACUGGUUCGGCCACAAAGAAGAAGCGGAGGUACCGACCACCACCACCACCGGGAGCUGCGAGCCCCGACCCCGGUUCUCAUGGCCGCUGCUGCCGCCGGUGUCCGUGGAACCGGUGCUGUUCCUCUCCAUGUUCUCUCUGGCCCUGCAGGCGCCUUUGUCCACCCAGUACCUGUGGGACAGACUCAGCGAGGACCUCGGGUACAACGGCUCCAAGAGGUCGGAGUGCACCAACGGCUCCGUGCCCCCCGACCCUCUGCAGAAGGAGGUGGAAACCCUAACAGCCCACUGGAACCUGUACAUCAGUCUGGCAGGCUUCUCUGUUGGCCUGUUGGUGGUGCCUCUCCUGGGCUCAUGGAGUGACCUCGCGGGUCGCAGGCCAGUCCUCAUCCUCCCUAACCUUGGCCUGGCACUGCAGGCAGUAGUUUACCUCGUAGUGAUGUACCUGAAGCUGCCGGUGGUCUACUUUCUGCUGGGAAGAAUGUUGAGUGGCCUUUCAGGUGAUUUCAAUGCCAUCCUGGCAGGGUGCUUUGCAUAUGUGGCUGAUACAAGUGACAGGAAGUCCCGCACCUUCCGGGUGGCAGUGCUGGAGGCCUGUCUGGGUCUUUCAGGGAUGCUGGCCAGCAUUAUCGGGGGGCAGUGGCGGCGUGCACAAGGGUACAUCAACCCAUUCUGGCUGGUCUUGGCCACCAACUUGGCCUCCGCUCUGUACGCUUACCUGUUUGUUAAAGAGACUGUCCUGCCAGACCCAAGUGCAAAGCUCCUCACCACUCGCCACCACAAAGCUAUCUGGCGCCUCUACUCAGCAGGCGGCAGGAGCAGUGAGGAUGGUGGAGGGUUUCAGAGAUGCAAGCUGUGGUUUUACACACUGAGCUUCUUCCUGGUGGUGAUGGUACAUUCCGGCUGCAGGGAGCUGUAUGUGCUGUACGAAUUAAGCUCUCCGCUGUGCUGGGGGCCCGCCCUCAUUGGCUACGGGUCAGCAGCUCAACACCUGGCCUACCUGAGCAGUCUGCUGGGGCUGAAGAUCAUGCAGCGCUGCCUGGAAGACUCCUGGGUGGCUCUUGUGGGUCUGGCCUCCAACAUUACCGGGCUUGUGGUCUUCUCUGUAGCUGACACUAUACAACUCAUGUUCACAGGUUAUGGUCUGUGUUUCCUCUUCAUGGCCUCGACACCUGUUCUUAGGUCGAAGCUGUCGAAGUUGGUGGACCCUUCAGAGCAAGGUGCCCUGUUUGCCUCUGUUGCUUGUGUGGAGAGCUUAUGUUUUCUGGUGGGUAGUGGUGUCUUCAACUCGCUGUACCCGGCCACCCUGUACUUCAUGAAGGGCUUCUCCUUCCUUUUUGCUGCCAUCAUCCUCUUCAUCCCCGCUGGAAUAAUAGGGACUCUACAAUGUGUAGACCAGAGGAGAGAACUCAGAGACUCCACAGUAUCCUGACCUGAAAAAAGAUGCAGAGGGCAGGAACCUGUAAUGGGGUUUAGGUUCAUCCUGGUGUCAGUGUGUGAGGUGAGCUGCUGUGGCACAGAGACAUUCAUCCUGUCCAACUGCGAUCCUCAGGGAAUCAGUUUUAAGAGAGUUUAGCAACUGGAUUCUUCCAAAUAGUCCAUCAAGGAGAUAAACACCAAAGGAUGAAGAAUUAAACUUCUGUCUGACUUCACUGACAAUGUCUUAAUGAGUAGAUGCUGGACACUGGAGUUUUGUUGAAUGUUUGCAGGUCCUAAAAUGGGAACUUUGUACUGUAAUGGUGUAAUGAAGAUUUUAUUUAUGCUUUCAUUUUGUGAUUUGACACAUUUUCAGUAUCAAUGCAAUGAGUGCAAAAGGAUGUUCUGUACAUUUCCAUUUUUGAUAUAUGGACUUCAGCAGCUUGAAUGGCACACUGCAGAGUAAAGUGCUAGGGGAAGGUCAAGUGCGAGAGGACUCUGAAUAACAAAGCCAAACAGGGGAACUUGUACCUCAAAGAGAGGCAACGUUUGUCGCAUGGACAUGGUUUAGGUUUGACAACUUUAACAUGGAUGAGAAAACGGUACAUUUUAAAUUAUGCCAUAGAGCAGACUCAAACACCACUUAUCUCUUUUGGCACCUACACAAGAAUCAUAUUAAACAAUACAGAGACAGAUUAGAGCCACAAAAGAGCCGCAGCCAGAUGUUGUAAAAGACUUUUACCUGAAACAGAACAUAUAAAGAAGGAAGGAGAUAAGCUGUUGUUACCUAACCUAACAGUCAAUAAAAGAUACGAUUGCUGAUAUGAAAUCACCUCGGUCAGGAUAUGAGAUCGGUCGCAAACAUUUGUUCCUUCCUGGUAAGAACUUCACAGAGGUUAUUUUACACAAAGUUUCUCAAAUGUAUUUUGGAAUUGUUUCCUGUAUUCUGUUUUUAAAAUCAAUCUCCCUAAUUAACUGUUAACUGUUUUGGAUACAUAUAACCUGCAUUGAGGACACUUUAUCUUUAUUACACGUGGAAACACUGCAUUCUCAGAAACUGGGGACUCGGCAGCAGUAAAUAAAGUGGUUAAAAUGAGCUCCACCUGCAGCAGUUAUUAUAUUCAGAUAAUAUAACAUCCAUUACUCUUGGUACUUCAUUUCUGAUUCUAUUACUUUGGUACUUUUACUUAUGCAAACUUUUGAUUGCAGGAUUUUACUUAUUACAGAUAAUUUAUACAUCGGGCCAUUGGUACUUUUACUCCAGUAAAAGAUGGGAGCACAUUAGAGUCGAGCCAACCAUGGUAAAUUUCCCCAAACCUGCAGAGGUAGAAUUAGUCCAUAAAACCCUCAAACAGAUGGUCUGAUUCGUUAAGUUGACGGAUCAUCUAUGGCAAACAUGUCCAACCGCAACUACAAGUAAAACUGCAGUGGCAGCCUGGGAUUACUGAGUUACACUUCUCUGGCCCUCCUCCCUCCCUCCUUUUCCCAUAAAGCAGAGAGUACAGUCCAAACUCCCUGAACGACACUGGAUAGUCCCAGAGCUCAGGCCCACAGCCCGACAUGCACACAGGGGUCACAACCUGGCUCCACAUUGAGGGAACCAGAGCUGCCAAAUCAGCUUUAAAAUGCACACAGGGAAGUCACAAUGUUAAGUGGAGCAUUAACUGGUCAACUGUGAAUUGAUUUCAAACAUACUGAGUGACAAAACUGACCAAUGAUGCUGUUUUCACUUUAUCAUAAUCAAUAUGUGUAGUA